AUGGCCUCUCGGAAGCGGUCUAGAGUCGAUGAGCAGAACAGAACUAAUAAUGAAGAAGAAUCCUCCUCAGACGAUGACUUCGGUCCGGCCUUACCAUCCACUAUUCCUCCUAAGAAGAAGCGGAAACUUCCAUAUGAAGCGUUGUAUGUUGAGGCUUUGCCUAAGGGCCAGAGAUACUCCAAAUCGUUAAUGCACAAGGAUCAGGUGGCUACUGUGACUGUUGCUCCUUCGCCUUCAGAUUUCAUCAUCACAACCUCCAUUGACGGCUUCGUCAAGUUUUGGAAGAAGAUCGCCACUGGUAUAGAAUUUGCGAAAGAAUACCGAGCGCACAAUGGCCGAAUACAGAGCACAAGCAUCAGUGCUGACGGGACUGCUUUCGCAACGGCAGGAGACGCAGACGAUAGGUCUAUCAAGUUGUACGAUGUUGUGACGUUUGAUUUACUGUCGAUGAUCAACCUCGAGACAGCUCCUUCAUGUAUCUGCUGGGUGCAUAAUCGUGGUUCCGCACCAGUCCUGGCUGUUGCAGUUGGCAAGGAGAUUUGGAUCUAUGAUGGCCGAGGCGAAAAUCAGAUGCCCAUACAUGUUCUGAAGAAUGUUCAUCGCUCGCCGGUCGUGGCCAUGGCGUUCAACCCUACCUACGAUUGUGUCGUGUCGGCGGAUGAUGCCGGAAUGCUAGAGUAUUGGACACCCUCCGGCAAUUUCGAGAAGCCAGAGAACGUAUUCAAGAUGAAGUCCUCUACCAACCUCUUCGACUUCAAGAAGGCUCGAUCGUGUCCUUCGUCCAUCACAAUAUCUCCUUCUGGACACCAAUUUGCAACAUGGUCAUUUCCCGAUCGAAGGAUACGCAUCUUCGAUUUCUCCACUGCAAAGCUACAUCGAUCUUAUGACGAGUCCUUGACGACGAUCACGGAUAUGCAGCAAGCAGGCACCGCGUUACAGAAACUCGAAGAGGUGGAGUUUGGGAGACGGAUGGCAACAGAACGAGAGCUGGAAACCCCUGGCGUCCGCUCUCGAGUCAAUGUCGUCUUCGAUGAAUCGGGCCAUUUCAUCCUCUAUGGAUCGUUACUUGGCAUCAAAGUGAUCAACAUUCUGACAAAUAGGGUCGUCAAAGUAUAUGGUAAAGAGGAGCCGUUCCGGGCAUUAAAUGUCGCCUUGUACCAAGGUCAACCGCAAAAGAAAGGCGUGGUGACCGUCUCAAUGGCAGCAAGUGCCAAUCCGCUGCUGCAAGAAGCAGAGGAGCGCGACCCAAUGCUCUUCGCUACCGGUUUUGGUAAAGUCCGGUUCUACAUGUUUACAAAUGAUGAAGAAAUCAGCAAGUCUGAAAGGGAUGUGCAGAACGAGAAGCCAAGGAAAGGGGCACAGAAGCAAGAAGAGGCGAAGAAGGCCGAAACGGGCUCAGUAGCAAUAGUACACACAACAUACGGCGACAUCAGCUUGAGGUUGUUUCCUGAAGCAGCCCCUAGGGCUGUGGAGAACUUUGUGACCCAUGCGAAGAAUGGAUACUACAACAACACCAUUUUCCACCGGGUGAUCCGGAAAUUCAUGAUUCAAGGUGGUGAUCCAUUGGGAGACGGGACUGGCGGAGAAAGUAUCUGGGGCAAAGACUUCGAAGACGAAUUUUCUGACCUCAAACAUGACAAAGCAUACACCCUCAGCAUGGCUAAUGCAGGCCCCAACACAAAUGCAUCCCAGUUCUUCAUCACGACAGGAUCGGAUAAGAUGCCGUGGCUAGAUAAGAAACACACCAUUUUUGGUCGUGCCUUUCAGGGGAUGGAUGUCAUCCACAGAAUAGAGAAUACCAAGGUGUACAAGGAAAAGCCUGAGGAGGACAUCAAGAUAGUCAAUAUCUCGAUCACCUAG
Molecule: messenger RNA, 1860 nt
Organism: Endocarpon pusillum Z07020
Lineage: Eukaryota; Fungi; Ascomycota; Eurotiomycetes; Verrucariales; Verrucariaceae
Exons: 4
Coding region: 1-1860 (619 amino acids)
Biological process (GO): protein peptidyl-prolyl isomerization; protein folding
Molecular function (GO): protein binding; peptidyl-prolyl cis-trans isomerase activity
Source: RefSeq, a predicted model, not a curated record